AUCGUACAGCACCGAGCCCAUGUCGAGCGCGAAGAACAUCUUGAUUUCGCGCACCAAACCCAAAAUCGCCUUGAAGGGCAGCAGGGGCUUCGGCCCCUUGUUGAAGAUGAGGUUCCACUCGCUCUCGCCGUGGCGGAUGAAGAUGAUCCGCUUCGUCUUCGUGGGACCGAGCGCCGCGAGCGUCGCGGUGUCGAGCGGCCGCCGCGUCCAGCGCUUGUCGCGCCCGAAGACCAUGAGCAGGGCGCCGUAGACGUAGAGCCGGAUCUUCUGCAGGACCUUGUAGAUCGACGCCGCGUCGAGCAGGAUGCACGUCGCCACCGACGCGCAGAGCAGCGCCGUCACCACGAGCUCCCAGGCGAGGGCCGCCGACACCAUGGCCGUCGCGGUCGCGGACGCCGCGGCGACGCCCGCGCCGCCGGCGGGCGCGCGCGGCGGCGGCGGCGGACGGCGGCGGACGACGACGACAGCGGCGUCGACGAGAGCAGCCCGGCUGUGUGGGUGGCUGCCGCCGCUUCACUGAGAACAAUGUUGAUUUUGUGGGAGCCGACGAUGCCGCAGACCAGCAGCCCGACUCGCGAGAAUACAUUAUGCUACUUAAAUCCCUGCUCCUCGCGUCGACGGCCGCGGCCUCGGAGCCCGCCUUCCGCGCCUGGAUGGCGGCCCACGGCCGCACCUACGAGGGCGCGGCCGAGUUCGAGGCGCGCCUCGCCGUCUUCGUCGAGAACACGGCCGCCAUCGCCGCGCUGAACGACGACCCCGAGGACGGGGCGACCUACGCGAUGAACGCGUUCGGCGACCUGUCCGCGGACGAGUUCCGCGCCCAGCGCCUCAUGGGCGAGGGCCGCGCGCCGCCGGACCUCGCCGCGGCGCCGCGCCUCGCGGUCCCGGCCGGCGACGCGCCCGACGCCGUCGAUUGGCGCGACGAGGGCGCGGUGACGGCCGUGCGCGACCAGGGCAGCCUCGGCACCUGCUGGAUCUUCAGCACGGUCCAGAACCUCGAGGGCCAGGCCGCGAUAAAGUCCGGGGAGAACGCGACGGACCUGUCCGUGGAGCAGAUCCUCGAGUGCGACAAGAACUCCAACGCGACGGCGGACCAGGCGGACUGCGGCGAGUUCGGCGGCUGGCCCUACCUCGCCUUCGAAUACCUGAUGGACGCCGGCGCCCCGCGGCGCGGCCUGCGGUCCGAGGCGGAGAUGCCCUACUGCUCGGGCCCCAAGGGCUACUGCGAGUCCAAGGACGGCUUCGCCGUCGAGGUCGCGUCCUGGAAGGCGAUCUCGACGGACGAGGCGGAGAUCGCCGCCGCGCUCGCGGCGACGGGCCCGCUCUCCGUCGUCCUCAACGCCCAGAAGCUCCAGUUCUACAAGAAGGGCGUCUACAGCCCCAUGCUCUGCAGCAAGGACAAGCUCGACCACGCGGUCCUCGCCGUCGGCUACGGCACGGACGGCGGCAAGGACUACUGGACGGUCAAGAACUCCUGGGGCGCCAAGUGGGGCGAGGACGGCUACUUCCGCAUCAAGCGCGGCGACGGCACCUGCGGCAUCAACACGCACGUCACGACGGGCGUCCUCGCGUAG
Molecule: messenger RNA, 1574 nt
Organism: Aureococcus anophagefferens
Lineage: Eukaryota; Pelagophyceae; Pelagomonadales; Pelagomonadaceae
Exons: 4
Coding region: 588-1574 (328 amino acids)
Cellular component (GO): lysosome
Molecular function (GO): cysteine-type endopeptidase activity
Source: RefSeq, a predicted model, not a curated record